GAAGGAAACGUGCGUACAGUACAUUGCAUCCCUGGGAUCCAGUCCUUUGCAAUCGCCCGGCCCCUCCCCUCCUUCGCCCUGCCCUCUGGUCUCCUUUAAGAGGAGGAGCUGGGCCGGGAAGCUGGGAGGUUAUUUGGAGCCCAUGUGACGCGACGCUGCUCGGCUUCUUAGUAGCGGAGACUCUGGCCUGGCGUCGGAUUCAAGGCGGGGAGCGCUGGGAGUGAAGGCGAUCCGAGAGACCCGGGGCUUCGCUGCCUUCUUCGUCGUUCACGGGGUUUGCAACCCACCCCGAGGUACAGGCUCCGAGCUCGUGUGCAUGCGCGCACAGAGAGAGAGAGAUUUGCAAUAUUGCUCGCAAGACUCUUUGGCCGCUUUGUUCAGGGUAGUAGGAGGAAAAAGAACCCAACUGUCCUGCAACAGCAGAUUUGACGCUAAGCCUUAUUUUGCAACCCCCGCCAACAAAACCUCUGAUCCGUCAGCAGGCUUCGAGAGGACUUUAAAAAAAAUCUACCUCGGAAUGGUGUGCCCCGGAUUUGUUGGGAGGCGAUUCUGACGGGAUCUCUCGUAGCAACCUGUGAGUGCUUGAAUGACACCCAUGCACAGCCAGCGCGAUUGAUGAGCCUGCUUUGGGUGCCUAUUAAUAGACGGUAGAGAUGGGGCAGAAAGUCACCGGCGGGAUAAAGACUGUGGAUAUGAGGGACCCGGCUUACAGGCCCCUGAAACACGAGCUCCAGGGGCUGGAUUACUGCAAGCCGACCCGCUUGGACCUCCUCCUAGACAUGCCCGCCGUCUCCUAUGAGAUUCAGCUGCUGCACUCGUGGAACAACGACGACCGAUCGCUCAACGUCUUUGUGAAGGAGGACGACAAGCUCAUAUUUCACCGGCAUCCGGUGGCCCAGAGCACAGAUGCAAUCCGGGGCAAGGUGGGCUACACGCGGGGUCUCCACGUCUGGCAGAUCACCUGGGCGAUGAGGCAGCGCGGCACGCACGCGGUGGUUGGCGUGGCCACGGCGGAUGCCCCCCUGCACUCGGUGGGGUACACGACGCUCAUCGGGAACAACCACGAGUCGUGGGGGUGGGACCUCGGGCGGAACCGGCUGUACCACGACGGGAAGAACCAGCCCAGCAAGACAUACCCAGCCUUCUUGGAGGCCGACGAGACUUUCAUCGUGCCAGACUCGUUUUUGGUGGUGCUGGACAUGGACGAUGGGACCUUGAGUUUCAUCGUGGACGGACAGUACAUGGGGGUUGCUUUCCGGGGACUCAAAGGGAAAAAACUGUACCCGGUCGUGAGCGCCGUGUGGGGCCACUGUGAAAUUAGGAUGCGCUACUUGAAUGGGCUUGACCCCGAACCUCUGCCUCUGAUGGACCUUUGCCGGCGCUCCGUCCGCCUCGCUCUGGGCAAGGACCGCUUGAAUGAGAUCCACGCACUGCCACUGCCAGAAUCCCUGAAGAGCUACCUUCUCUAUCAAUGACCCUCUCAUUUUGGGGCGGGAUGGACAGACACUCUCGCAAGAAGCAAAAGAGAGAGAUGGAUUGAUUGGACUACAGUAUUCUUGGAUAUUAUAUAUAUAUAUAGACAUACAUCAAACUUUCACUCUCCUGAUCUGCUUCAGUCGAUCCCAGCUUGGAUCCACUCCCUCUCCCUAUGCCAAAGUAGGGGGUCGGGGAGAGAAACCUACAAUACAUGCCUUUUGAAGAGCCCAACCUACUUAAAAAGCCAUGUUCUGCCCUCCAUAGAUCUCUGUUGCAAGAAGCCGACAUGAUGCAAUUAAAGGUACCAGGUGCUCAGAUGGCGGUACAAGAUGGUUUGCCACGGACCUGAGGAUUUAAUUUUUAUAUAUAUAUAAAAAAACCUGCCCAGCAACACUUCAAGGAGAAGAUGAUGACACCAAAAAUAUUGCUCCGUGUGGACGUGUGUUUUUAAACGAUACUGGAAUAGGCAGCCGUUGUGGGUGUCAAAGAAAUGUCUUAUGCCCUGUAUGCGAAUCCUGCUCCUCUUUAAUUUUGAUUCUGUGUUGGCCUCUGCCUUCAGACCACUCAAAUUGCUUGCCUUUCUUUUCUUUUUCUGGGAAUUCACUUGAACCUGUAGCUUGGGAGUUGGAGAUAUGGGGGGUUACCAUGGGAUGAAGCUCCAGGAGCUCAGGGUUGGAGACCUUGUGGGUCAUCUGGAUGUUGUUAUGCUACAUCUCCCAUUAUGCCUGAUCACUGGCCUCAGUGGCUGAGGCUGAUGGGCGUUGGGGGGUCGACCAGCAUCUGCAGGGCCACUGGUUCCCUAUACCUGCUUGUGAAACAGCUAGAGAGCCCACCUUGGGCUAGGAUGUGGUUGUGAGUGAUGAAGCCUCAAGAAUUUGCUCUCCUAGACUGGCUUUGCCUUAAGUUCCUUGGCAAUACUCCCAUCAGCUCCCCCUCUUUAGCCAAGUCUUGGUUUUAGUUUAGUUGACCUGUGACAUGGGUUUAGAAAUAGGCAUGGAGUUGUCACCCAGCAGCAUCUGAAGGACCGCAGUUUAGCCACCCCUGAUUUAAAAUCUGGGUGAUGCCUGGGUUUAUCUCCUGCUUUCUUAAGCCAGCCUCCUUUGCCAUCACAUUAUGUUGGUCACAACCAUUGUCGUUCCAGUCCUGUUGGUGGGAUAUGGAGAAAGAUUUGGCCAAGCCAAUGACUAUAGUUUUCUUUGUAGUGUCUGCUCCUAUCAGAUUAUUUUUUCAUCAAAAGAGAAUUCUCCAUCUUUGCCUCACCCUGUCCCUGAACACAGCUAUCUUGUCAGGCUACAUUCUUACCGCACAUUUAAAGCACGAUGCUACCAUGUUUAAUAGUCAUAGCUCUCCCAUCAAAGAAUUCUGGGAGCUGUGGUUUGUUCAGGGGGCUGAGAGUUGUUAGAAGACCCACCCACCUCAUUCCCAGAGUUCCUUGUGAAGAAGGAAUGAUGGUUAAUUCAUUCUGGGAGAGAAAUAGGGGUCUUCUAACAACUUGCGGCACCCUCGAUAAACUACAGUUUCCAAAAUUCUGGUGGGGGACAGGGGAAGCCAUGACUGUUGAAAGUCGUGUCCUAGUGGUCAAAUGAGUGUUUUGAAUGUGGCCCUAGAAUAUCAGCUAUGGAUUGACCUUAGCACAGAAAGAGAGCUGAAUCUUGUUGGGAGAAAACAUGCCCCAAUUUGGUGCAGGUCAGGAAGUGUCACUGUCCUUGAAGACUCAGAGUACAUCCUCCAUAUGCAAGGCACACAAGGUUUUCAUCUAGAAGAGCAAAUGUUCUCCUUUAUCCGAGCAACCUGAAGGCCUUCCCCCAAAAGCUUCUGAACUGCCAUCACAGAGGGGUUUAUUUGCACUUUUUUUUUUCCAUUAUGGGGGAGGAAAACAAAUCUGCCUCUCACUUUCCCACCCUCACCAUACUUGUGUCGGGUGUGUUCUGUAUAGGUACAAAUGAGCUUAUUUGUUAGAAAAUGUUAAUAUAUAUAUUUUUUUGGGGGGGUUCUCCCCCCCUUUGUAUAGAAAAGGACUGUUUGAGGGUUUUUUGUUUGUUUGUU
This is a messenger RNA of Zootoca vivipara (common lizard), 3522 nucleotides long. RefSeq names its product splA/ryanodine receptor domain and SOCS box containing 1 (gene SPSB1). Gene Ontology annotation, molecular function: protein binding. Gene Ontology annotation, biological process: intracellular signal transduction; proteasome-mediated ubiquitin-dependent protein catabolic process. NCBI's taxonomy places the organism in Eukaryota, Metazoa, Chordata, Lepidosauria, Squamata, Lacertidae. Gene Ontology annotation, cellular component: SCF ubiquitin ligase complex. The record is from RefSeq and is a predicted model, not a curated record.